GACGCUGCAGGAUACUUCCUGGAAUGUCUGCAAGUGGACGUUCAUCUGGCUCUUUCACUGAAAAAGUGGUGAUGGGGACUUUCUUUUAUGCAAGAUGUAAUUAAUAGCCAUGAGAUUAUAGUGGAAUGAAACCUCUGACCAGAUCAAGGAUGCUACACAACCUCCCUUGAAACUGGCUUUCUACAUGUUCUGAAAAAUUAUUAAGUUUUGUGCAAAGUAUUGGAAAUCAAAAGCCAUUUAACAUGACAACAGAAACGUUGGUGAAGGAUAUUAAACCAGGCAUGAAAAAUCUAAAUCUUAUAUUCAUUGUGCUGGAAACAGGCCGGGUGACCAAGACAAAGGAUGGUCAUGAAGUACGGACCUGUAAAGUAGCUGACAAAACAGGCAGCAUAAACAUCUCUGUAUGGGAUGAUGUUGGAAACCUAAUCCAGCCGGGCGAUAUCAUCCGACUCACCAAAGGGUACUCAUCGAUUUUCAAAGGCUGCUUGACACUGUACACUGGACGUGGAGGAGAUCUGCAGAAAGUAGGAGAGUUUUGUAUGAUUUAUUCAGAAGUGCCAAAUUUUAGUGAGCCAAAUCCUGACUAUGUUGCCCAGCAGUCACAAAACAAAAAUACACCGAAUGACAAUGCAGCCCCUACAGCCUCUCAAACUACAACAGGACCUUCUACAUCAGCAGCUGCAGAGAACCAGAAUGGCAAUGGGUUGAUCCCCUCUGGUGGUGCUCUGCACCAACCCAGCAUCUCAACCCAUCCUACCACCAGUCGCAUCACUAGGAGUCAACCCAACCAUCAAGGUGGAAGCUCAUCAAGUAUAGGGUCAUCCUCAAACCCAGUCAGCAAUGGCAAAGAGACACGGAGAAGUAGCAAAAGAUAGCAGGGGCUGUAAGUUCAGGAAAGUUUUGGAUACCUCUUUCCUCCACUGCCUGCAAUACUACUUUGUGCCUCCUUCUGAGGCAAAACAGCUGCUGCUGAGAAGUCAUGGAUACACUAAGCUGAAGUAGAGACUAUGGGAACAACAUAAUGUUUAACCACUGAAAUGUAUUUUUAACAUGGGGUGUUGUGAUUGGGUGAGAGAUAAGUCUUCAGUCUUUCUACUGAAAGGUUUGGCUUGCCUUUUAGGAAUCCUCAAAUAUAGUAAGUUGCACUCAUUUUUUGCUGGAAAUCAAUAACAAUUGACCUGCCAUCUGUUUACCUGAUAGUAUUUUGUUCCUGUCCAUUAUCUUCCCAGAGAAUAAGCUCCUGUGAUUUGGGCAUGAGUUUUUGCAUUUAGGUCUGUACUUCUUAAAGCUCUUUACUUACGCUUUUUAAUCUAUGAAUUGGAAUGAAUAUGAUUCAUAACUUCUCAAGGAAGUGCAGUUGGUGAUGCCAUGCUUUCCCAAACAGCCUUAGGACUGGCCAAUAACAGAGCCUUGUCAUGUCCAAGAGCCCUGGUAGCGGCGUGGUUAGAAUGCAGUAUUGCAAGCUAACUGCUCACAGUCUGGAGUUCGAUCCUGACGGGCUCAAGGUUGACUCAGCCCUCCAUCCUUCAAAGGUCGGUAAAAUGAGGACCCAGAUUGUUGAGGGAAAUAUGCUUAUGUUGUAGACCUCUCAGAGAGUGCUGUAAAGUCUAAGCACUAUUGCUAUUGCUACAGCUAUUCCCCCAAAAGUGACACUAUAAUUUACAGCAAACUUUAGAGAGGUUUCGGAAAACAACAUGGUAAAAGUACAGCAAAGCCGACAAGAAAUUAAUCUUUGUUUAAAAAUCCUAGCUUUUAAUUGUUAUGAAAGUUAAUGGUUUUUAAACAUUUAAUUAUUCAGAUACAGAUAUUCGCCACUAUUGCAAACAUUGAUUAUUGUGCGGAGAUAUUGAAUUUUUUUACAUUCCAGUAGAACGUAAAAUGGGGUUGGAAGGGAUCUUGGAGGUCUUCUAGUUCAACCUCCUGCUCAAGCAGAAACCGUAUAUCAGAGGCUGUAUAGAUUGAGCUUCCUGACUACAGUCACUGCUCCAAUUUUGGGUCUUCGUGCAGACACAGUCAAGUGAAAGAUCAAGUCUGCUUAUCUUUGAACGGGAAGACCUAUACAAAUUUUUAAAAAAGCCAGUCAGAAUCUUCUGACAUUGUAAGAGUGUUAUUGGGCAUUUGUCAUGUAUAUUUUAAUUUAAUAUCUCUUUCCCAUAUCCAUAAUUAGAAAACGUAAGGGGCUAUCCUAAGCCAAAAUUCUGGAAAGCUUUCAGGAAACUAUAUAUUGUCUGACUCUCACUUAUUUGAAGAAGUAUGAACACCAGCCUUCAUCACAAACAGAUCUAAGCAUUUUAAAAGGAAGAGGGAGGUCUUUACCCUGAAACUGUUGCCAAAGUUACAACCAUUGUAAUGCCAAUAAAACAUCAAAAGAAA
Molecule: messenger RNA, 2373 nt
Organism: Pantherophis guttatus
Lineage: Eukaryota; Metazoa; Chordata; Lepidosauria; Squamata; Colubridae
Gene: NABP2
Product: nucleic acid binding protein 2
Biological process (GO): mitotic G2/M transition checkpoint; response to ionizing radiation; double-strand break repair via homologous recombination
Cellular component (GO): SOSS complex
Molecular function (GO): DNA binding
Source: RefSeq, a predicted model, not a curated record